Capronia epimyces CBS 606.96 is the source of this 1788-nucleotide messenger RNA. Its product is annotated as Atypical/RIO/RIO1 protein kinase. The transcript has a single exon. The record is from RefSeq and is a predicted model, not a curated record. Gene Ontology annotation, molecular function: protein serine/threonine kinase activity; ATP binding. Gene Ontology annotation, cellular component: cytosol; preribosome, small subunit precursor. Gene Ontology annotation, biological process: maturation of SSU-rRNA. Lineage: Eukaryota; Fungi; Ascomycota; Eurotiomycetes; Chaetothyriales; Herpotrichiellaceae. The coding region runs from base 1 to 1788 and encodes 595 amino acids.
AUGGCGGAGGAGACGUCUAGAGGCGUUGCCGACGGCCUGGCUCCCUCACAUACAUAUGUGCCCAAUCGAGGAUACUUAGACAACGAUUCAUCCGGCAGCCAGACGAGGCUGAACCUAGGCGACCUUCCACAAGAGAGCUUGACUCUUCACGAAGCGGAAGAUGAAGAAUACUCGUCUUCUUCCCUUGACGACGAUGCGGAAGAUGGGCAACUCUUCGACCCAGAGUACCUGGCCUCAUCGAAUCCAUCAGAUCUCACCAAAUCAUAUAACCGACAGAAACGACUCAACCAAGCCCGUGCAGACCCCAAAGUGCCGGCAUGGCAAUAUCCCAAGUCGAACCCCCAACGAGCGCCUGAACCAGUAUUCGAAGCGAGCCACCAGAAGCUGGCCAAGCUAAAUAUAUCGGAUUACGACCAGUAUCAGAAAUCCGGACGAGGCGAUUCAGGGGACGAGCGCCACAAAGACAAAAGCGACAGGGCCACCACCGAGCAAGUGCUUGACCCCAAGACCAGACGCAUUCUGUUUCAGAUGAUAAACUCGGGAAUCGUGUCAGAGAUCAACGGCACGAUCUCCACCGGCAAAGAAGCGAACGUUUAUCAUGCCCUAUCUAGUUCUGAGGACCUCGACACGCCCGACAAGCAUGUGGCCAUCAAAGUGUACAAGACCAGCAUUCUCGUGUUCAAGGAUCGCGAGAAGUAUGUCACUGGAGAAUUCAGAUUCCGGAAAGGAUUCAACAAGAGCGACAACCGGUCCAUGGUGAAACUGUGGGCGGAGAAAGAGAUGCGGAACCUCAAACGGAUCCACGCCGCUGGUGUUCCGUCUCCCGAACCGCUCUACCUGAAGCGCCAUGUGCUUGCAAUGACUUUCCUCGGUGACUCCAAGGGAAAAGCCGCCCCUCGACUCAAAGACGUUGAAUUCACCGAUGAAGACCCCGUUUCGAGAUGGCGCAGCGUGUACAUCGAGCUAUUGGCAUACAUGCGCAUCUUGUUGCAGCAAUGUAAGCUCGUACAUGCCGACUUGAGCGAGUACAAUAUCCUCUGGCACAGGGACCGGCCGUACAUCAUCGACGUCAGCCAGAGCGUGGAAGCCGAUCAUCCGAGGAGCCUGGAUUUCCUGCGCAUGGACAUCAAGAACGUCAACGACUUCUUCAAGAGACAUGGCAUUUCUGUGCUUUCGGACAAGAAGGUGUUCCAAUUCAUCACGAAACAUGCCGAGGACGCAGAGCUGGAUGUCGACACGUUACGUGUCGAGGUCGAGAAACUGCUCGCCGAGAGAAUAGACGAGGAAGAAGACGAGGUGGAGACCGAGGUGUUCCGGAAGCAGUACAUCCCGCAGACGUUGGAUGAAGUCUACGACGCAGAGCUCGACGCCGAGAAUCUCAAAGUGACCGGACGCAAUGCGCUGGUUUACAAAGACCUUCUUGCACCUUUGAAAGGCGAGAAGCCGGAGCCCACAUCAGACUCGAUCGUCACAAACACUUCAGCAAGCGGACAGGCGCGAGCCUCAGGUCAGGAAGUCGAGGGAGACGGGGGCGUGCCUCUGCCAGACCAUGACUCCGACGCCUCGGAUACGGACUCAGAUGGCGGUGCCAGCGCCGGGUCUGACGGUGAGCACUACGAGGAUUCGAUCGACUCCGGCCCGCCACGCGGCAAGCGGUUCCAGGACAAGGACGAGAAGCGCGACCACAAGCGCAAAGUCAAGGAAGAGAAGCGCGAGAAGCGGGCCACCAAGAUGCCCAAGAGCGUCAAGAAAAAGCUGGUCAAGGAGUCGGGUCGGACCAGGCGGUAA